UCUUCGAUUUAUUAAAAUAAAUAAAUAAAUAAAAAACAAUAAAUGGCAUCACAAGACUUGACAUGCAUGCAUUGUAUGACCAUCCCACGGCGACGUGGCUCUUUGACUCUCUAUCUCUCUCUUGAGAAAUUCCACGCCAUUGGCUCGGUCCAAUUUGUGCGCCUCACACUGAAAUGCUUUCUCUCUCUGGUUUGGCCUCGUCUGUUCCAAGUUUCAAAACUCUGCUUCUUUGUAUGCAAAUUCCGGGUUUGGAUUCUUCAAGUAAGGUUAUCCAAUUUCAAACAGUUUCCUCUGAGUAUUGAUUUAGUUGACAGCAACUUCUUCUUCGUCCUACUUUUUUAAUUUUCUUUUCCUGUUCCAUUCGACUGUUCGUCUCUCUGUUUUGAAUAUUGGGAUUGAAACCCAUGUCCAGCUAUUGUUCAGCGUGGAAUUUCAUUUACUGGGUCACAAUCGUGAUUUUUCCUCUUCCCACUUGACUAUCUGGAUAGCUAAUUUAACAGUUCUAGAGGAAGAUAAGAGGGAAUUCUGGUGGUGGUGGUGGUGUGGGAGGAAGAACAUGGUCAAGGGUUUUAGGUGAGGAAAAAAAAAAAUGGAAGAAGACUGAAUUUCAAUACCAGCUACAUAUGCCCUGUUCCUAAUUUUCUGGCUUUUGGUGCUUUUUCCAGGGAUAGUCCUCAAAUGGGUACGAGUCAAAGAGCUGUUAUAGAGUUCUGAGAUGUUAGGAGACGAAGAAAAGGGAAGGGGAGGGGGAGGGCUCGCCGGUUGUACUCGGAAGGCGUAUUUCCGAUCGGCGUCGUGGAGCAACAGGUCUCCAACCAAGCCCAAUCAUAAUCGGAGUUUAGUGCCCAAUAGUAACAAAGCUCGAUCAUGUCUGCCGCCGCUUCAGCCGCUUUCAAUCAGCCGCCGGAAUAUUGAGGAGUGGCCACGGGCGGGUUCUGAUGAUCUUGGCGUCUGGCCACACCCACAAACUCCGAGAGAAGUUGUUAACAAGGCGUCUCAGAAUUCUGAAUGUGAACAGCCUGCGAGGGAAUUUCAGUUUAAGAAGGAUAAGCUUGCCUUCUUUGAUAAGGAAUGCUCGAAGUUUAUGGAUCAUGUAUAUCUAGGGAGUGAUUCUGUGGCUAAGAAUCAAGAAGUUUUGAGGCAGAAUGGGAUCACCCAUGUGCUGAAUUGUGUUGGGUUUGUCUGUCCAGAGUACUUCAAGAGUGAGUUUGUGUACAAAACUCUUUGGUUGCAGGAUAGUCCCUCGGAGGAUAUUACUAGUAUUCUCUAUGAUGUGUUUGAUUACUUUGAAGAUGUUCGUGAACAAGGCGGUCGGGUUUUUGUGCAUUGUUGUCAGGGGGUGUCUCGAUCGACCGCUCUUGUGAUCGCAUACCUCAUGUGGAAGGAAGGACGGAGCUUUCACGAUGCCUUUCAAUAUGUAAAGGCUGCACGAGGGGUGGCUAAUCCGAACUUGGGUUUUGCUUGUCAGUUAUUGCAGUGCCAGAAGAGAGUACAUGCUGUCCCUGCUAGCCCGAGUUCAAUUUUGAGGAUGUAUCGGAUGGCACCACAUUCUCCAUAUGAUCCGCUUCAUCUUGUACCCAAGAUGUUGAACACUCCUGGUGUUCAAGGACUUGAUUCACGAGGCGCAUUUGUUGUGCACGUUCCUUCUGCUAUCUAUGUAUGGAGCGGGGAAAAGUGCAACUCCAUGAUGUUGAAGAUGGCGAAGGUGGCAGCAUCACAGGUCAUUCAAUAUGAAAGGGCAAAAGGCCCCAUCCUUAGCAUCAAAGAAGGUGCCGAACCAUUAGGAUUUUGGGAUGCUCUUAUGAGUAGCCAAAAUUUGGCUGAUAAUUCUGAAGAUGGGAAAGCUCAAAAGCUAGAUAUUUUGUCUACCGCAGAAGAUCACAUCUCUAAAGUGACAGGUCUAAAGGUAGGCAACCGCAAAGUUGAGGAGUAUAAUCCAGAUUUUGAAAUUUUUCAUAUGGCAAUGUCAGGUGGGGUUGUUCCUCCUUUCAUUCGAUCAAAUACGGAAACAGAAAAUUACCUUCCUGCUAGAGAAAAUGGAUGGGACACAGUUAAGAGGACGGUCGGAGACGAAACUACAACCGAUAUUGUCACAUCUUCGGAGCUGGAUUGUGAUACUACAUCAUUUGAUGAUAUGGAUAAGACUGCAAAUAUUCAUGAAGAAGCACCAACUUCUUCAAUUGAUCUCGCAUCUCCACCACUUUCACCCACAGCCUAUUUAUGUGGUUCGCCUGACUGUUUCCCAGAUAGUAGCCUAGAUCAGGAAAUAUGUAGUUCUGGCAAGGAGGAAAGCUCGAUCCCGGAUGAUCCUUUAUCGUUACCAAUUCAUCCUCCGGGAUCACCAGAUUCAUUUUUCUGUUCCCAAGGAGGUACUAGUCCACAAUUUAGCACCAAAUCCCCUUUACUCUCACCUUCUACAUCUGAUAGCUCUAGUUCUUUUACCUUUUCACCAUCAUCGUCGAAUUGGUCGUCUGACUUGUCAUAUGUGUCUUCUCGGCAACCUUCACCGUCUGACAUGGAUUCAGUGCAUCCGGCUGUUAAAAACUCAUCCAUAAUAGAUAAUUUUUGUUUACGCCACAAAGAAACUGAUCCUUUCAUUGUAGAGUCCUUUUCCUCUUACCCUACGUUAAGAACAGGAAACACCAAUUUGACAUCAUCUAGAGGGACCUGCCCAUCAAUUGCAGAGCGUCGAGGGAGUUAUCCUCCACCCAGGAUGUUGCUGCCCUCCAUUGAAGAAGCCUGCAAGGUUCAGAGGAAAAUAGUUCGAUCAUUGUCAUUUUCUUUACCCGACCUAGACGAUGAUGCAUUGGACAUAUCUGGGUGCAGGCAAUCCAAGAAUAGAAGCAGUAGUAUAUACAUGAGUUUGGAUAUUGAUAGAAUUGGGGCUUGCAUUGAAACAGAAUGCAAGCUAGCAUUAGCAAAAACUCAAGUCUUUUACCAGUGGCCUUCCAUGAGUAAAGUAGUUAUCAAUCAACUUGGAGAUCUCAAUUCUGGAUCAGUGUAUAUGUUUUUCGCUUCAAAUGUCAACCUGGAUUCAGACAACUAUAACAUCUUAUUUAUCUGGCUGGGGCGUGAAGUUUUGCAUGCAAACGAUGAGAGUCAACUGAUGAGUGACGAGCACCACUGGAAGAUGAUCGGACAUAUAUUCAUUAAUCACAUGGAAAUUCCUAGAGAUGCCCAAAUACAGAUAAUAAGAGAAGGGGAGGAGCCAGAGGAGUUCCUUGAGAUUCUAAGCCGUUCAUUACCUCAAAAAACAGAAGAUGAUGAUCUGUUGUCUGUGAAGACCUGAUGGACUGUGACGCUUUUGAAGAAUCCAAGUUUCCUUGCUUGAUAAGCCGAAGAUCAACAAGAGAGGCAAAAUCUAUCUGUUGAAGAUCUCCAUUUGUCAGUUCAUUGCAAUCAAGGAUAAGCAGCAGAUUAGCAUGCUUAAACGAAUAUUUACUUGAAAUAAAAAUACCAUUGCUUAUACAGAACACGGGUGAACGGAAACUGUAGCUCAAUUGUACAUUUUAAAAAAUACUUUGACUAUGUGACAAAUUGAAGGGAAAAAAUGAUUUGGAUAA
Molecule: messenger RNA, 3563 nt
Organism: Momordica charantia (bitter melon)
Lineage: Eukaryota; Viridiplantae; Streptophyta; Magnoliopsida; Cucurbitales; Cucurbitaceae
Product: protein-tyrosine-phosphatase MKP1
Biological process (GO): protein dephosphorylation
Molecular function (GO): actin filament binding
Source: RefSeq, a predicted model, not a curated record